AUGCCUUUGAUAUUAGGUGAAGAUGUUAUUGAUCGAGAUGGCCUGGUUAUGAUAAAAAGGGGGAAUGAAGUGCGAUUCCAGUGGGAUGUAAACGUCCCAAAUACACCCUUUGGAAAAAUUGAAGCUGGAGAUCAAUUUGGUACCGAGAAUCUGGAUACGGCUAGGCUCUUCAAAAUCGAUAUAGUUGAAGAAAAAAAUCCAAAUACGGCGUCGGAUAUCCAGUGUGAUGGACGAUUCGAGAUGCAGGAGUAUUUGUUAGAAAUUAUGAACAAAUACAGAAAGUGCUUGGCCAAAUCCAUGAUGGAACUCGGAGAGUUGGAGUAUACGAGAGAAGCAGCGCUGAACGACAUUGUCGAAGGGUUGAUAAGUGCUCAAAUAAUAGAAGAAAGUGAAUCUCCAUGUAACAGUCUGGCAGUGUUAGUGCCAAAGAAAGACAAUCAAUUCCGGAUGGCAGUUGAUUACAGGCAAUUGAACUUAAAAACAAUCAAAGAUCGUUUUCCUAUGCCAGAUAUCGAGGAUUGUCUGAAUCGACUUGUUGGGGGAAGUGUGUUUAUUUCGAUUGACCUGUAUAGUUGUCACUACCAAAUACAAUGGCAAUGGAGAGCCGUGAUUGCACAGCAUUUUCAACGAAGUCUGGACAUUACCGUUUCCGGAGGCUUCCGUUCGGAUUGGUGA
Messenger RNA from Uranotaenia lowii, 675 nucleotides. RefSeq lists its product as uncharacterized. The transcript has a single exon. The record is from RefSeq and is a predicted model, not a curated record. Bases 1 to 675 code for a protein of 224 amino acids. Lineage: Eukaryota; Metazoa; Arthropoda; Insecta; Diptera; Culicidae.